Hyla sarda is the source of this 915-nucleotide messenger RNA. RefSeq names its product olfactory receptor 1019-like. Gene Ontology annotation, cellular component: membrane. The record is from RefSeq and is a predicted model, not a curated record. The transcript has a single exon. Lineage: Eukaryota; Metazoa; Chordata; Amphibia; Anura; Hylidae. Gene Ontology annotation, molecular function: olfactory receptor activity; G protein-coupled receptor activity. Gene Ontology annotation, biological process: G protein-coupled receptor signaling pathway. Bases 1 to 915 code for a protein of 304 amino acids.
AUGGAACCGUUCAACCAAUCCUCCUCAAUCAGAUUUAUUCUUCUCGGUUUGUCCUCAAAUUUUUAUUUGGAAGCUUUUGGCUUUCUUGCAUUCUUGUUGAUAUAUCUGAUAACUUUAUUAGCAAAUCUUCUUCUGAUCAUUGUGGUGAGCGUUAAUUCAAAGCUCCAGACUCCUAUGUACUUUUUUCUUACUAAUCUCUCCAUUAUUGACAUUUGCUUCUCUACCACCGUGGUACCUAGAAUCCUGAUAAACUCAUUGACCAAGGACAAGAGUAUUUCUCUACCAGAAUGUGCUGUCCAGAUGUACUUUCAUUUGGCUUUUGGGUCUACAGAGUGUUUCGUACUUGCCAUCAUGGCCUAUGAUAGAUUUGCUGCCAUCUGUAAACCACUACACUACAAUACCAUCAUGAACAAGAAGAUGUGUACUGGUCUGGCAGCUGCAUCAUGGACAUCAAGCUUCAUCAACUCCAUGAUACAAGUGACCUACACCUUCCAGAUGUUUUUCUGCCAUUCCCACCAUCUCAACCAUUUCUUUUGUGAGGUACCCCCAUUUUUAAAAAUAUCAUGCAGUGAUACUUGGCUCCAUGAGUUGUCAAUGUAUAUCACAGCAGGGAUCAUAGUUAGUUUAUCUUUUGUUUUCAUUCUGAUUUCAUAUAUUUAUAUUCUUUCCACCAUAUUGAAGAUCAGUUCUUCUCAUGGAAGAUAUAAAGCUCUCUCCACUUGUGCCUCCCACAUCAUUGUGGUGACUAUUUAUUAUGGGACUAUCAUGAUUCUGUAUUUACGUCCACAUUCUCGUUCCACUACACACAUAGACAAGUUUGUCUCCAUACUCUAUUCAACUGUAACUCCCAUGCUAAACCCCAUCAUUUACAGUGUCAGAAAUAAAGAUGUCACAAGCACCAUAAAAAAAAUUUAA